GCCCUAUCUACAAGCGAAGAACGCAACACCAUACACACUGCACAGAGAGAACUAUCUCGAGCUAGUUAAUCAAGACGUUGCCAUGGCCAAGAUGGUGUUGCUCCCCGUGCUCCUGUCCUUCCUCCUCUUGCCCUUCGCUUCCCUCGCGCUGACGCAGGACUUCUGCGUCGCCGACCUGAGCUGCAGCGACACGCCCGCUGGGUACCCGUGCAAGGCCAGCGUCAGCGCCGGGGACUUCUACUACCACGGCCUGGCCGCCGCCGGCAACACCAGCAACCUCAUCAAGGCCGCCGUGACCCCGGCCUUCGUCGGCCAGUUCCCGGGCGUCAACGGGCUCGGCAUCUCCGCGGCCAGGCUAGACAUCGCCGUGAGCGGCGUCGUGCCUCUCCACACCCACCCGGCCGCCUCCGAGCUCCUCUUCGUCACCCAGGGCACCAUCGCCGCCGGCUUCAUCACCUCCUCGUCCAACACCGUCUACACCAAGACGCUGUACGCGGGCGACAUCAUGGUGUUCCCUCAGGGCCUGCUCCACUACCAGUACAACGCCGGCACGGGCGCCGCGGUGGCUCUCGUCGCCUUCAGCGGCCCCAACCCCGGCCUGCAGAUCACCGACUACGCGCUCUUCGCCAACAACCUCCCGUCGGCCGUCGUGGAGAAGGUGACCUUCUUGGACGAUGCGCAGGUGAAGAAGCUCAAGAGUGUGCUCGGCGGCAGCGGCUAAGUUGUUCUCGACAAGCUGGUUAAAUGGUCGUGGUCUACGUCGUCGUGUCUGCAUGCAUGAGUGCACCUGUUGUCCUUUGAUCAAAGUCUGUGGUCCUUUUCAAGUUAUCCAUGUUCAUGUUACUUUCAUUUCAGGUUGUAUUCAGUAUAAUUUCAAUAUCUUGUAAGGGAAGAUUGAAAUGAGAUUUGAUCGGUUUAA
Messenger RNA from Phragmites australis (common reed), 919 nucleotides. RefSeq names its product germin-like protein 8-14. NCBI's taxonomy places the organism in Eukaryota, Viridiplantae, Streptophyta, Magnoliopsida, Poales, Poaceae. Gene Ontology annotation, molecular function: manganese ion binding. The record is from RefSeq and is a predicted model, not a curated record. Gene Ontology annotation, cellular component: cell wall. The coding region runs from base 83 to 721 and encodes 212 amino acids. The transcript has a single exon.